This is a messenger RNA of Apiotrichum porosum, 987 nucleotides long. It is a transcript of the gene PEX7, whose product is annotated as peroxisomal targeting signal 2 receptor. Bases 1 to 987 code for a protein of 328 amino acids. Gene Ontology annotation, biological process: protein import into peroxisome matrix. Lineage: Eukaryota; Fungi; Basidiomycota; Tremellomycetes; Trichosporonales; Trichosporonaceae. The transcript has 6 exons. Gene Ontology annotation, molecular function: protein binding. The record is from RefSeq and is a predicted model, not a curated record. Gene Ontology annotation, cellular component: peroxisomal matrix; cytosol.
AUGCUUCCACCAGCAGCACCACCUGUUCCUCCUGCCCUGCGUAUGCGUACGCCGGGCUACGCGCAUCACUCGCUCAAGUUCAGCCCCUUCUUUGACAACCGCAUUGCCCUGGCCUCUGGAGCCAACUUUGGUCUCGUCGGCAAUGGACGUGUGCAUAUUGUCAACAUGAGCCCCGGUGGCCUUGUGGUGGAGAAGUACUUCGACACCCAAGACUGUGUAUACGACAUUGCGUGGAAUGAGGCACACGAAAACCAGGUGCUCGCCGUCUGCGGCAACGGUGCUCUGCGCAUGUUCGACAUUACCUUGACGGGUCUCCCCGUCGCAGCAUGGCACGAGCACACCGCCGAGGUCGUCGGCGCGGAUUGGAGCAACAUUGAGAAGGGCCUGUUUGCGACUGCGUCUUGGGACGGGUCUGCCAAGGUGUGGUCGGUCGACCGUGCCACCUCCAUCACCACCCUCCCCACCGGCGCCGGCCAGUGCUACUCGGCCCUGUUCUCCCCUCAUACCCCUUCCCUCCUCUCCACCGCCGGCCAAGAUGGUACCGUCAGGCUAUGGGACCUGCGCACGACGGCCAACCCGCGUCCCGGUGUCGCGUUCCAGCCCCAGAUGAGCUUCCGUGCUGGGCCGGCGGAGAUCCUGGCCGCCGACUGGAACAAGUACCACCCCGGCGUGCUCGCGACGGCCGGCAAGGACGGUGUGGUGAGGGUUUGGGACACGAGGAACCCCAGCAGGCCGACGGCAGAGAUGCAGGGCCACUCGUUGGCGAUCCGCAAGGUCCAAUGGUCUCCGCACCACGCCGACAUUCUCGCCUCGUCAGGCUACGACAUGACCGCACGAGUGUGGGUCACGCGCCCGUCGCCGGCCCAGAUCCACGUCACCGCCGCGCACACCGAGUUUACGAUGGCGCUCGGAUGGGCAUUGUUCCAGGAGGGUCUGCUGGCGACAGCAAGCUGGGACCAGGAACUGCACGUUUAUCAAAAUGUCUAG